ACCUGACAGGCGCUGGUCAGACUGUGCAGUGUGUGUGUGGGCGUCUCGGCUGAGCAGGAAGUGGGGUUACUUAAAGGAUGGGGAGCACCCAGCUCCUCCCGACAGCUCCAGCCCAGACAGACAACGAUGGAGUCUCACUUCGAAGGCUGGUGGUUGUUCCUCAUUCUCUUGGCACUCCCGCACCGCGCCUGCACCAGCGUGUGCCCCGGCGGCUGCCUGUGCACCCUAGAAGGUGCUAUGAGGUGUGUUGGCUCAGCAUUCACGGCUAUUCCCCACGAGCUGCCCGUCCACACGUACCUGCUGCAGCUCAUAAACACGAACAUCAAGGCCAUAGACAGCCACAGUCUGGCAAACAAGGACCUGCUCCUGCGCUUCAGUCUGACCAACAGCCUCUUGGACACAGUGCACCCUCAGGCCUUCUACGCCGCUCCACAGCUCAAGUCCCUCAAACUGUCUUCCAACCGCCUGUCCAGCCUCCCCGCCGGGGUGCUCAGCCCACUGGCCAGUCUGGAGGAGCUGCACCUGGACGGGAACCAGCUGGAGGCCGUUACAGCGGGGACGUUUGAAGGGCUGGUGGCGCUGCAGGAGCUGGACCUGAGCCGGAACAAGCUGAGCAGUCCGACUCCGGGCGUCUUCGACCGGCUGAGCAGCCUGACCUUUCUGAACCUGGGCAGGAAUUUCAUACAGAAGCUUCCUGCCGACGUCUUCAGCUCGCUGACCAAGCUCCGCAAGCUCGCGAUGUACAACAACGAGAUCGAGGUGCUGGAGGCCGGGAUGUUUGACCGGCUUGUCCACCUCCAGGAGCUGAAGCUGCAUUAUAACCACAUCGCCAGUCUCCCACCUCGGCUGUUCUGGUCCCUGGGGAACCUGAGCGUUCUCACCUUAUCCUCCAACCGACUUCAGGGUGUCCCAGAGAGAAGCUUCUACAACAUGCCCAAGCUGAGCCAGCUGACUCUUUACAACAACCCCCUGUUGACUCUACCAGAUCAGCUGAUGGGCCACAUGCCAGAGAUAAGCCUGUUCUAUCUAUAUGGCACCAAUCUCACUACUGUUCCUGCUAAUCUGUUUGCCAACAUGUCCGGGCUUGUGGACCUCAAUCUGCAUCUGAACAACAAGCUGGCCGACUUGCCCCCGGACGUUUUCUGCUGUGUUCCCCGUCUCAAUAAGCUCUCGUUAAGGUCCAACAAUCUCCAUUAUCUGCACCCUCAGCUGUUCUCCAGACUCACCGCACUGAGGACGCUGCUCCUCAAUGAUAAUAAACUGCAGAGCCUACCAGAGGACAUCUUUCAGCGGCUUGAGCAGGUCUCAAAGGUUGAUUUGAAGAAAAACCACCUCCAGACUCUUCCAGGGAACAUUUUCUUGUCAAACACACAACUGAAAGAGCUUAGUCUGGGAGACAACCUUUGGAACUGUUCUUGUGGCAUCAGAGCCAUCGCAAGAUGGAUACGAGAAAACGGGCGUCUGGUCACCGACAAAGACGACGUGAUGUGUCACAGUCCACCGUUCCAAAUGCUCCGUACUGUUGGAUCAUUGCGCAACGACGAGUUUGACUUUUGUGAGCACAGGUUUAAAACCUACUAUGUCACCACUGUUUUAGGGGCUACUCAACAGGUUCCCAUCCUACUAACGUUUCCCCCCGAGCCAUCGACCACCGCAAAGGUCCCCACCCCAACAACGUCUACCCCUGAGCCACCGACCACCGUAACGGUCCCCAUUCUACCAACCUUUCCCUCUGAUCCACCAACCACCGUAAAGGUCCCCACCCCAACAACGUCUCCCCCCGAGCCACCGACCACUGUAACGGUCCCCAUUCUACCAACGUCUCCCCCCGAGCCAUCGACCACCGUAACGGUCCCCACCCCAACAACGUCUACCCCUGAGCCACCAACUACUGUAACGGUCCCCAUUCUACCAACGUCUCCCCCCGAGCCCUCGACCACCGUAACAGUCCCCAUUCUACCAACCUUUCCCCCUAACCCACCAACCACCGUAAAGGUCCCCACCCCAACAACGUCUCCCCCCCACCCACCAACCACCUCAGAUUCCUCAGCCGCUGAGCUCCCUUUUGGGCCUCCCUCCCUGCCUUUUUAUGACGUGGUGGUCUUGGAGCAGAACCUGGAGUUUGUUCACCACCACCACCUGAACGGCUGGGUGUACGUGUGGUUCCUGCCGUCAAACUCAACCUCGGCUGGCUUCCUCAUCUGUCACAUCCUCCUCAUCGCUGCGGGCUUUCUUCUCGUUCCGGCUGCCAUGUUCGGCAUGUUUCGCCUCUACAAGAGCACAGCCAACCUAAAGACUGACAGAGGAAAUGCUCCCGGGUUUCCUGAGGGAACGGAGCAGGAAAAUGUGAAGUUGCUGGAAAGUCUCGUCAAUAGAUUUGCGAAGCAGAAGGAGGGAGACGGGACAUAUAAAAGGAAGCACAGAGACCCCGAGGCUGAGUCCACUCAUCUGUCGGCUGCUGCUAGAGGACUGAACAUGGACCUGCCCCUGGCUCUUCAUGCUCUUCUGCUUCUCUGUUCACUUAAAACCUUCGUGUUGGCGUGUCCCAAUGGAUGUCAGUGUCAAGGAUCUAAAAUCGAAUGCAGUGGGCUCGCGGCCUUCCCCACAGCUCUACCCAUGUCUACCGCCUUCCUCACCUUGAGAGACUGCAGCAUCUCUUCUAUCAAACCCGAGGACUUCACUGGUGUUGCCGAUAGCCUUGGGGCCUUCAUCAUUCAAGACUCCCCUCUGAGGGAAAUUCAACCUGGAACGUUUGGUUCCAGCCUGAACGUGAGACACAUGUCGUUUAGCGGCACUGAACUCCAGGAUCUCCACGAGGACUUGUUCCAGAGCCUUCAGAAGCUAGAGUCUCUGGCCUUAAGAAGCAGCAGACUGGUGGCUCUCCGCCCAAGCUGGUUCUCCUCUCUGACAAGCCUAAAAAGGCUUGACCUCAGUAAAAACAUGCUGACGUCUGUGCCUGAGGAAACGUUUCGUCCUGUCCCUGAGCUCACACAGUUGUUCCUUUCUGCAAACAAUAUCAGCCAGCUUUUGAAAGACACGUUCAAAGGUCUCACUAACCUUAAAGUCUUACGCCUUAACAAGAAUGCUCUGCAGGAACUUCCGGCCGGCUGCCUGGAUGACCUUGAAAACCUGACAGAGCUGUCUCUACAGGACAACAUAAUCACUCACCUCCACCAAGACCUCUUUUCCAAGAAUCAGAAACUCCAGAAACUAUUCCUCUCCCACAACAGGCUCACGUCUCUCCCACAAGGAAUCUUCCUGAACCUGCCCCUCCUUUCCCAGAUGUCCCUGUAUGAAAACCAGCUGGAGAAUCUGAGUCCAGGUGUGUUUGGGCCCAUGGAGCUGCGGGAGUUAUGGCUGUACGACAACAGGCUGAGCCGCUUGGAGGACGACACCUUCAUAAAUCUGACCAGCCUGCGUCUGCUGGUGCUGAGUCGCAACAAGAUCAAUUACGUUUCCACCAGAGCUUUUAAAGGGUUGGAGCAGGUGGGCGAGAUAUCGCUUCACUCCAAUCUGAUCACGAGCCUGCAAGCUGGGACUUUCCAAGGUCUGCCGAGCCUGGUCAACAUUUCCCUGGAGCACAACUUCAUCAGAUCCCUUCCUUCGGGGUUCCUCCAGGAUAUCACCCACCUGGGACAGAUAGACCUGCGAAACAAUUCUUUAGUCAACCUGCCGCAGGAAAGUCUGGAUGAUCUCACGCAGGUGCAGGAAGUUCUCCUGCAGCAGAACCCCUGGAGGUGCAACAGGGACAUUGUGCCGCUAAGGGACUGGCUGAGGAGGUACCCCUCCAAAGCCAACCACAGCCUGGUGGUGUGUCACACGCCUCUGUGGCUGGGUGACGAGCCAAUCGCUCUGCUGGAAGACGAACAGCUGACGACUGGGGAACCUGCGGUGAGCUCGACGCGGCGCAGAGGGAACGCAAACACUUUUCCAACCAGAGAAAGCACAUUCCUCUCUGACUGGACCACCGCCAUCACGAUGCCCCGGGACGUCACUGACAUGGGACCGGGGCCAACAGGAAGUGCAUCGGAUCAUACUUUGAUGAUUCUCAUCAUUGCCGCGGUAGUGUCCACCGUUAUAAUUAGCACUGUCAUUACUGGCUGCAUGUGCUGGAGGAAGAGCAGGAGGGGCAGGGGAAAUAUAGGCAGCAGGAAUAAGAACUCCGUGCUCUAAGGGGGAUCCAGCCAACAGAGGCGAGCCAGGAGCUUUAGAAGCCAAGAGGAAAUGUGUGAAGGUGCAAUAACUGUGAUCUGGGCAACCGAACAGGUUCCGGGGACUGACUGGUACUUUAGUUACUUCUUCUUCAGUUGCUAGAGUAGAAUCAACAAGUAGACAGGUUUGUAAUGAAUGAGCUUCUGGUUUUUGUUUGUUAAAAUUUAACAGCCAGUAUUUACUUCUACACACUAGCUGUAAAAAACACGUUUUUCGUCUGUGGAGAGCAGAGACCUUUGAUGAAUGUAAAGUCAAAUGCACUGCAGUUGUGUGUUUUUGUUAGUUAGAUGAGGUUGCACACCCCCUGGAUUAUUCCCCUGGCCUGCUGUUGGACAGUUACCUUCUGUGAACAUCAUUAGUUUAAAGAAUGAGUCUGGCUUUAAAUAGAUGUACUCACAUGAAAUCAAGUGUUGAAAGUGUCACAAUAAAUGAAGAAACGCA
Messenger RNA from Betta splendens (Siamese fighting fish), 4653 nucleotides. RefSeq lists its product as uncharacterized. The transcript has 4 exons. Gene Ontology annotation, molecular function: protein binding. NCBI's taxonomy places the organism in Eukaryota, Metazoa, Chordata, Actinopteri, Anabantiformes, Osphronemidae. Bases 127 to 4173 code for a protein of 1348 amino acids. The record is from RefSeq and is a predicted model, not a curated record.